Molecule: messenger RNA, 5021 nt
Organism: Aphis gossypii (cotton aphid)
Lineage: Eukaryota; Metazoa; Arthropoda; Insecta; Hemiptera; Aphididae
Product: cordon-bleu protein-like 1
Exons: 16
Coding region: 437-3922 (1161 amino acids)
Biological process (GO): signal transduction
Molecular function (GO): actin monomer binding
Source: RefSeq, a predicted model, not a curated record
ACCGGCUUCAGUCGAACGCCGUUCUUCCGUUAGUGCGCGUGCUCCGUGCCGGUGUGCGAGUUUCUGUGUUGUCAUAUAUUAUUAUAUCUAAUCUAAAAUAGCCACGCGACGUCAGUAUAUUAGCCGAUACAUUUGUGUUUAUAUUUUGUUUUAGUUUUUCACAUACAGGAGUCUGUGUAAUAUAUUAUUAAUUUCGAAGUUCUUUUCAAAAAAUAUGUGUCGUGUUAAAUCAAAAAUGCAUGCUUAACCCAUCUGCGGAGUUCCGUGUGUGUGUACCUAUGUGCCGCGCGUUAGUGCCUCGUUCAAAUUUGGAUUUUAUACACCUAUCAUAGUCGUGGUGAUACGGAUUAGAGGGAUGUCUUUUCUAGUAUCCGAGUGCUGAAGGUUCCAUUCAAAAGCCGAUCAAUCAAAUCACAUAGAACAAUUAAGACAAACGAUGUCCUUGCAGAUGCCGGUGACGGAAGACACGCCUCCCGACAUGCUGUCUGGGGCAAUGGAUCUGAACGUGAUUUUGCCUAACGGUUCCGUGAUCAAGAUGAGCGUCGAGAGAAGUACGCCAAUGAUGGACUUACUUGUGCAGAUCACAACUGCCCACAAACUAUCGCCAGGCAGUCACGCGUUGCACGCUAUCGGAGACCGCGGAGUCUUACCGUACAAACCCAGUACUCCUAUCGGUGCCCUAGAUACAUGGACAGUAAACAUCGUUCCUAAAAACUUAAGUAAAAAUGGCAGGUAUCAAAGCCAGUCUAUUCUGAAAUGCAUAUCAAAACCGUUCGAACAAACGUUCCGUCUUCAGGUGCAUUUACCGAGAAAUCAGUUGUACGUCUCCCGAAUAAGUCCAAAAACACAACUAAACAACAUUCUUAAACAAGUAUGUUUCGAGAAAAAUCUUGAUCCCACCAAGUACACAUUAAGGAAACCAGACAAAUUGAACGAGCCCUUAGACUUGAGUAAAACAUUAGUUGAGUAUAAACUACAACAAUUGUCUCUUGUGCUGAAUACUAAUCGCACUCUCAUCGGCGGCCUAUCUUCAGAUGACAUUAUGUCCCGGGCCUCUAAAAAAUUUUCGUGUGAUGAUAGUUUGAGUAGUGGAAGUUUGGGUGGUAGAAGUUUGAGUCCGACUAGAUCAGAUGAAUCUUCAGACACUCCACGUCGUUCAUUAAUGGUCAAAGUAUUACCAUCUAGACCGGUUCGAAAAAGAAGACUAGCGCCAAAGCCGCCAUCGCAACAACGAAGUGCUCCAGAACAAACAAUAAUAUCACAUUCGCGAAAUAGUUCUGAUAGUAGUGGAUACCACGAAUCAUCAGUCCUUAGUGAUGCUGUUGAUGGCAGUGUUGGAAUAACGAGGACUAUAAAUUUUUCUCCUACUAAAACGUCUGGCCCGACCAUGUCGCGUUCAAUGACCAAUCUUCAAGCUUGCGGACAAAAUCAGAACCAGUUCUCCGAAAUACCUUUUAUGUCUAACAACAUAGGUCAAUCAAAACACUCUGUAUCUACUACAUCACUUAUAUCAAUUCAAAGUCGUAAAAAGAAAGCUGCGCCCCUUCCACCUCUAGCAAAUAAGCCCAAACUUGCACCGCCACAAGAAGAAUCUGAAAGUGAACCAGAAACACAGAGAAAAUCGCAAACACUACCUGUUACUACAAAAAUGUAUAUAACAGAUCCACAAGAAAAAUCAAAAACUGUUUCCAGAAUAGAACUGAACAAUAAUGUAGUUGAACCUAAUCUAUCCCCAGCAACAUCCUCAUUGUCAUCACUUAGUCGAUCAGAUGUAGAUAGAGAUUUGACUGAACCCACAUCUCCCACAUCCUCGAUUGUAAUAGGUUGUAAAUACUUAUCAAAAUUGGAAGUGAAAUCGAAAAGACCGGCGCCUAAACCACCUAUGCGAUCUUCGUCUAUAAACCUACCAGAGGCGUCCAAUCCACCUGGAGAUUUGACAACAGUACCUCAAUUAUCUUCAGGUUCCACUGCCGACGAAGACGAGUUGCGUAUGGACGAUGAAGAAAUCGAUCGUAUAUUUGGAGAUGCAACUAGUGGUUAUGAUACACCAUCUAUUGUUACCGUAAAAGAAAACAACACAGACGUUACAGAUAUUGAUUGGGAAUACAAAUUACCUGAUCCUCCUUCAGCUUUUAGGGAUGACCAUUCUCCUGCAAUGACGAUGUUCGAUACAGUAACCAUCGGUAACCUUAAGGAUGUCGUCUUUCAAGAGGAACUUUCUGUUAAUCCAGUAAAAGUUAAAGAAGAUAGCAUCUCAGUUCAAGAGUCUGUAAAAAAAAUAAUUGGGGACGAAUACCAUUGUUUCCCUCAAGACUCGGGAAUUGGAUCAGAUGAUUCAUCAUUGCCGUCAAGUUGUGAAGAAAAAAUACAUGCAGAUGAAAAGCCCGUUAAAAUUGUAGAACCAAAAGAAUCUAAACUAAACAAUUUUAAAAUUGUAGCUUAUAAUGAAGAUUGCUCUAGACCAACAGAAAUAUUCUGUGAUGAGUCGGUUAAAACAUGGAGGACAACACAAAUAGCUCGAGAAUCAAAUCCUGCAUACAAAACGCAAACCACUAACUCAGUUAAUAGACACAAGUCGUUCAGUAUGGAUAGAACUAACUUGUCCGUAACAGUCAAACGGAGUACGUCACAUAUUAGUCUUUUGAGUGGUAAUAUAAAACCAUCGAAUCGGUUGGCUAAACACUAUAUUGGACGAACUUAUUCUUCUGAACGACUUGAUUAUGAUGACAAGUCACCGGUGAAAAGAUCAUUCAGUGUAGAUAACAUAACAGAGGAUGCUCAAGAAAAUUGCCAAAAUGACAACGAAAUCGAAAUACUACCAAAAAAAAUUGAACCUACAUUAGAACAAUCUUCUCCCUUACACUCGCUUCAGAUAUUAAAAACAAUUCUACCCCAAAUUGAAGAUCAUAAAGAAAACACAGAAAAUAACAAUUUGAGUUUUGAUGAAGUUUCCAAUAUUCCAAAUACAUCACUUUCAGAAACAAUAUCAGAAAAAAGCAGCGAAGGUCCGUUGAAUGAGGAAAUUCUUUAUAUGAAUAUGUCAAAACCAAAUAUAGAAACAACGGAAUUCAAUGAUUCACCAACACGAAUGGCUUUUCUGAAAUCUACGUGUCAAGAAGUGAAAUGUGAACAGAAGCCUGUGACAAUGGAAAGUUCAACUACUGUCAAACACGUUCAAUCCAUAAAUAAACUCCACGAAGAGCCUAGUAAAAACGAUAUAUUAAAUUUGCAUAGUGGAUUUCGUAAUGAAAACCCGGAAGCCCAAAUACCAGUCAAUAAAGACGAAAAAGUUAAGAGGUAUUUGUACACGGGUCCUCCAAAAAUCAGCUUAUCCACGUGGAACGAACGUCCCAAAAGGCAGGUCAGCAUCAAAACCGACCGAGACUACGUUAUUGGCAUUAGACAAAGGUUACAGCAAAAGACCGAUGGUAAUGCUAAUAAGUCGUUAGAUGAAGACCACUUCAAUAAGCCUGUGUCCAGGGUACCGAUAGUGAAGUCGGUCGAACUGAAGAAACCUUACGCUGAACAAUUACAAACGUCUAGCCCAGUUCUGGCACUAUCCGAAGCAAUCAAAGUUGAAGCUAAACUCAGUAAUGAACUGAAGAAACCUUAUGUUGAACAAUUGCAAACGAUUAGCCCAGUUAUGGCCCUAUCCGAAGCAAUUAAAGCUCAAGCCAAGCUCAGUAAUGGCUACAGUUACCACGGCAAUGCGAUAGUUUUGACCAGUGAAAAUGACGACAACGUAAUACUAAGAUCGUUGGAAAAGAAAUCAUCCACUGAUAGCUCAUACACUUUUGGCAAACUAAUGGGUCGGUCUAGAAAACCUAGGGAAAUUUCAACGAAUGUCGACCCCAGGGAGAAUCUACUCGAAUCAAUCAGAUCGUUUGGGGGCAGAGAUAACCUAAGAAAAAUUAGAGCAUAGUUCCAAUAGACUUAUUACUAAACUCACUAACAUUUUACUUAAUUAUUAUCAAAUGAAAUAAUAUUAUAUGUUAUAAGUCUUUGCGUAAUAGUUUUGUUUGUUUUGUAUUAGAACCACUAAGACAUUAAGGUCAAUUAUUUUUAAAAAUUUCUUUAACCUGUGGCUUAUCAUUUAGUUUAUAAAUUGAUUGUAAAUUAUUUGAAUGGCACAUGUCCAAAUUCAAAAAUAAUCCUCUGAUUAUUUAUUACUCAUUCGUGAACUUUGCUAUUGUUCCUUGAUUUUUUAUAAAAAAAUAAUUUUCUGAUCAAAAAUUACGAAACCAAAAUGUGUAGUCCUGUUCCAAUUAUUGCAAUUUGCUUUUAUUAGAGAUUUUCAAUUUUAAAUUGAAUAACUGCAUUAUAAACAAUAUAAACUACUUGGCGCUCAACAAAACUUUUUGUUUGCAAUCAGUUCUGUUUUCUGUGUUUCUGUUAUAAAUGAAACAUUGACUAACACCCACUGAUGCUUAUUAUAGGUGUAAUACCUUUUCUAAUUUAGUUGUCCUGUUAAUUGUUUUUUUUUUUUUUUGUGUUUAUACAAAACUAUAGACUCGAUAAUAUUAUUAAAGUCAAAACCAAAACCAAAUAUUUGUGACAAUUUGUAUUUUCAUUAUAUAUUUUACACAUUUGCUCAAUAUUUCUAAAAUUUUAGAUAUCGUUUUAAUAAAUAAUUUUGGAAUUGUUUUCGUUAACCAAAAUGAUAUUUUAAAUUAUAAUAUUAUGUUACGUAUUUACCUUAUUAUCGCAAAUUAUUCACUAUAAUAGUCGUUUAUUAGAUAGAUCAUUAUUGUUACGACCUAUAGGAGCCAAUAUAAUAUUGCUCAUUGUUAUUUAUAUUGUAUGUAGUAUGUAUUUCAUUUUUUUUUUACACUAUUUGUUUUAUAGAAUAAUCUUUAAUACAUAUUAUUUAUACUGAUACUAAUACAAAUAUUGGAAUUUAAUUAAAGGGAAAAUUUUAAAUCACCCAAAAAUUUAUAGACUAAAAUAUAUUAUGUACAUUUUUAUUAUUAUUUUAUGUUUGAUUGUUUUGUGUUAUGUAAAUAAAAUAAUGUAUACUGUUA